Molecule: messenger RNA, 3491 nt
Organism: Salvelinus fontinalis (brook trout)
Lineage: Eukaryota; Metazoa; Chordata; Actinopteri; Salmoniformes; Salmonidae
Product: mitochondrial intermediate peptidase-like
Exons: 19
Coding region: 331-2436 (701 amino acids)
Biological process (GO): peptide metabolic process
Cellular component (GO): mitochondrion
Molecular function (GO): metalloendopeptidase activity
Source: RefSeq, a predicted model, not a curated record
CACAAAAAUGCAUUUCCCAAUCAUUAGCUAACAUGUGGAAGCUGUUCGCUUGACUGUCAAAUUCUACCAAAUGCUUGCUAAAAACAUAUCUUACGUUUAUCACUGGACAGUUAGCUAUCAACCCAUCUGAAGAUAUCUGGAUUUUUCGUGUACAAUACUUAACUUUAUUCUUCAGCCUAAUCACUGAAAGUGGAUUGGUAGCUAAAUUAUUGGUUAACGUUAGCUAGCAUGUCCUCGAAGUCUUUUCUCCAUUGUUUACAAUACUAGCCGAGUCAGUGGGUUAGUCAGUCAAGUCAUCUGUAGAUCGCUAAUUAACGUAAGUGCAUUAUCAUGUCAGCUUGCAAGCGUUUGCUUUACAUUGUAAAACACAGAGGGAUAUGGCCAUCGAUAUGGAGGAGAAAUGUCACCACUUGGUCACCUGUAGGAGCUGCCUUCAAUGCCAAACCUCACAGAAGAAUUGAGUUGUUUGAAAAAAAUGUGGGCUUGUUUGGAGUCCCAGAGCUGAGCUCCCCUGCUGGCUUCGAGGUGACCACUAAAAGGGCUCUGAAGGACACACAGGAGCUGGUGGAUAAAGUCUGCAGCAGCCCUCCUGGAGCUGUUACUGUCGAGACUUUUGACCAACUCUCAGACGGCUUGUGCAAAGUAGCAGACCUGGCUGACUUUGUGAAAGUGGCACACCCGGACCCGUCCUUCCGUGAGGCAGCAGAGAAGACAUGUAUAGAGAUCGGCACAGUUGUAGAAAAACUCAACACCAAUGUUGACCUUUGUAGAAGUUUAAAGAAUUUGUUGGAUAACAAAGAAGUUUUAGCUCAGUUGGACCCAGAAACAAGGAAAGUGGCUGAGCUGUUCAUGUUUGACUUUGCGAUCAGUGGAAUUCAUCUGGAUGAAAAACUGCGGAAAGAGGCUGUCAAGCUUCACGUCAAGCUCUUGGAUCUAAACAAUGAGUUUCUUAUGGGCUCUCACCUCCCAAACAGAAUAGCAAAGUCAGCUAUACCUGAGCACAUUCAUUGCCACUUUGCAACGGAGGGCAGUUUCAUUCAGAUUGGGGGUCUACACGCUGAGUCCUCUAAUGACCUGGUUCGGGAGGUUGCCUAUAGGAUUUUCCUCUACCCAAAUGCAGAUCUGAUGGAGUGUCUGGAAGAGCUGUUGAAAUGCAGGAACAAACUGGCCAAACUGGUGGGCUAUGAGUCUUACGCACACAGAGCUUUACAGGGGACCAUGGCCAAAACCCCAGAGACUGUGAUGAACUUCCUACAGCUACUGACGGACAAACUCUCCGAAAGAACCGCAAUAGACUUUGAGAUGAUUAAAGACAUGAAGACAAAACUCAACCCCCGUAAUGCGGAGCUCAUGCCAUGGGAUCCUCCAUACUUCAGUGGUGUGUUGCGUGCUGAAAGGUACAACAUUGAGCCCAGCCUCUACAGCCCCUACUUCUCCCUGGGGUCUUGUAUGGAGGGACUGAACAGCCUCUUCACCCAGCUCUAUGGAGUCUCUAUCAUGUCCGAACAUCCAAGUGUAGGAGAGGUGUGGAAUGAUGAUGUCCGCAAACUGGCUGUAGUUCAUGAGACAGAGGGGUUGCUGGGAUACAUCUACUGUGACUUCUUUCACAGAGCAAAUAAACCUCACCAGGACUGCCACUUCACCAUCCGCGGUGGGCGGCAGUGCCAAGAGAGCGGACAGUACCAGCUGCCUGUAGUGGUGCUGAUGCUGAGCCUGCCCCUCCCCACCAAGAGCGCCCCCACCCUGCUCACGCCGAGCAUGAUGGAGAACCUGUUCCACGAGAUGGGUCAUGCCAUGCACUCCAUGCUAGGGCGCACACGCUACCAACACAUCACAGGAACCAGAUGUGCCACUGACUUUGCUGAGGUCCCCUCUAUUCUCAUGGAGUACUUUGCCACUGAUUAUCGUGUAGUGAACCAAUUUGCCCGCCAUUAUCAAACAGGACAGCCUCUGCCUCAGAGCAUGGUGGCUCGUCUGUGUGAGUCCAAAAAGGUGUGUGGUGCGGCAGACACUCAGCUACAGAUUUUCUACUCUGCUCUGGAUCAAAUGUAUCAUGGAAAACCACAAAACCGAUCAACGACUGAUAUCUUAAAGGACAUGCAGCAGAAAUUCUACGGCCUACCGUACACUCCAAACACGGCAUGGCAGCUGAGAUUCAGCCACCUCAUUGGCUACGGGGCCAAGUACUACUCCUAUCUCAUGUCCCGCGCUGUGGCCUCCAUGGUGUGGAAACAGUGUUUUGUUCAGGAUCCUUUAAACAGGGACAUGGGAGAGCGCUACCGUAGGGAGAUGCUGGCCCAUGGGGGAGGGAAGGAGCCCAUGCUCAUGGUGGAAGGGAUGCUGCAGAGACAGCCCACCAUUGAGGACUUUGUGGACGCCCUGGUGACUGACCUGAACCCAGACUUUGAGACCUUCAUCAUGGACUCUACAAGCUGAUUAGCUUGAUCGAUCUUCAACUCUUCAAUUCAGUUUGAGCCACGACUUGAAUUGUGUUGCUGUGGAAUGGACUCACGUGAUCAGAAAAUGCAAUUAAUUAUUAAUCCUUUCAAAAGGCAGAUAACUGUAGCUGUAUGCAGUCACUGUAAACAUGUGUAUUUGUAUGCAAUUUUUGUAUACGAGCUAGCUAUUUAGUGAUUUGGCUCAACCAUAGGUUCUGUGUGGUUCAUGAAAGUAUGUGCAGAUCUGUGCAUAUACCACAUGUAAUAUACCAUACUGUCUUACACAUAUUUUUGUCAUUGAUGCAUAUCAAUUAUGGAAAGCACAAAAAGUACAUCAUUUAAUUCCGAAUAUUGCAAUAUUGAGCUAUGUAAUCUUCAGCACUUUGAGAAUGUAUGUUUGAAAUAUCUGUUCCAAUAUCCAUGAAAUAGAUACGUUGAAGUAUGUAGACAUUAUUUGUAUAAUCUGCCCAAGAGAAAAUACUCAUAUCUGUGAGCGUUGAAUAUCAUUUUCUGCAAAAGUAUGAGCAGUUCAUUGUUAUUUCUUGUUCAGAUCAGACAGGACAAAUACAACACCUGCUAUUCCUGACAUAGUGUUUUGACUUAAAUGCAAAUGUGCUCCCUCUGAUUUGUCUGUGUUUCUGUUAAGGAGGGAGGGGAGGGGGUGGGAUAGGAGGUUAUGGGCUGAGAAGGAAGGAUAGAGUCUCUUAGGUGUUGUGAAUUGGAGAUUUAAGGGAUUUCUGAUUAAUUCACACAGAACGUGAUCCAGACUGUGACGACUAGCUAAAUCAAGUACCUCCGGCUAUUGCAUCUGCUUCAACAGAUUCUGCCUCUAAUUACCAGGGGCUGAGGCUACAGCUGCUCCCCAUACAAUGUCCUUACUUGCCUAGCACUGAUAUCAGACCUGGGGAAUCACCCAUCAAGGUGGGAUUUACUUCAGAUGGUUAAUCAAGGUGUGAACAUGCUAUCAAAGGGAGUGAGCUGGGUAGCUGUAACCACAUGUAGGCCUACUGUACAUCGCACAGAGCCAUAAAUAAAUUCCUAAAUAGGAAAUCA